Messenger RNA from Diplodia corticola, 609 nucleotides. RefSeq names its product ribosomal biogenesis regulatory protein. NCBI's taxonomy places the organism in Eukaryota, Fungi, Ascomycota, Dothideomycetes, Botryosphaeriales, Botryosphaeriaceae. Gene Ontology annotation, cellular component: nucleus; preribosome, large subunit precursor; nucleolus. Gene Ontology annotation, biological process: ribosomal large subunit export from nucleus; endonucleolytic cleavage in ITS1 to separate SSU-rRNA from 5.8S rRNA and LSU-rRNA from tricistronic rRNA transcript (SSU-rRNA, 5.8S rRNA, LSU-rRNA); ribosomal large subunit biogenesis. The coding region runs from base 1 to 609 and encodes 202 amino acids. The record is from RefSeq and is a predicted model, not a curated record. Gene Ontology annotation, molecular function: protein binding. The transcript is spliced from 2 exons.
AUGAGUGUAGACGCCGACAUGAUGGACGUGGAUGGCGCGCCGGUCAAUGGCGCCAAGUCGCGCCCGUCUGUGACGGUCGAGAAGCCCAUUCCCUACACCUUCGACCUCGGCAACCUUCUCUGCACCGACACGAACCCGCUUCCCGACUCCGGUGAGGACACCAUCCGCGACACUGCCCGCGACUGCGCCCAGGUCCUCAUCAACCAACUGCUCGCCACCUGCGAGGUCCGUUCUACCAAGGACGGCGUGCUGCUCGACCUCCCGACCGCGACCACCCCCGUCCCACGCGAGAAGCCUGCGCCCAAACCGAAGGAGCCUACCAAGUGGGAGCUAUUCGCCGCCAAGAAGGGCAUCAAGGACAAGAAGAAGGAGGGCAAUCUGGUCUACGACGAAGAGAAGGGCGAGUGGGUUCCCAAGUGGGGCUACAAGGGCAAGAACAAGGACGCCGACAGCGAGUGGCUGGUCGAGGUCGACGAGAAGAAGGAGGCCAAGACGGGCGAGGCCGAAAAUCCGCGUACCGCGAGCCGGAAGGAGAGGGUGGAGAGAGUAAAGAGGAACGAGAGGAAACAGAGGGCCAACGAGGCGCGUGCCAGAAGGAAGGGCGCGUAG